AUGUACCGUAUCUGCCCGUAUAAUGGGUUGAUAGGGCAGCUGUGCGCCGUGAUACGGGCAGGUGUGCUCAAGCUGUGGGUGCUGCUUCAUGCUAGCUCGCGUGCUGCCUGGGACCGUAGCAAGGUGCAUCGCGGGAGACGCGUGCGGCGCGUGGCGCGCGCGUGCGCACACAGUUCUGCACUGUCAUGGCCGACGUUUUCAGAUUUCUUAGUCAAGAUCAAUACAGACAUAUGGGACGAUGAAUUUCUUUAUUCAUCACAAACUAUCGGGUGUGGACGUUUGAAUAUGGAAGCAGCAUUACCACAUUUUCAUCGACUCGCAACAUCUCGAUUUUAUCAACACUAUGCGGCGCCGCCAGUUCGAAUUUCAAGCAAUUAUCUUCACGAUUUAAUUCCUCAACAACAUCCGACCCUUCUUCAACAGUAUUUAGCAUACUACAAUGAACCUGUAGUACCACUCGACUUAUCGCUUAAAUCCACUACACCAAUCACUCCGCCAUGCACUCCCCCACCCUUACAAAAAAGAAAAUUAGCGGAUGAAAAAAAAAAUGAAAAACCGGCAAAAAUAUUUCGGCAUUUUGAAGAAACUGAUGCCAGUAAUAAUGAGGAAUCACAGGAUAAAAUUCAAAAGAGAAAAUGUGAUGACGACAUUUCAAACGAUAGCGAUAGUCCCGAGGCUAAAAAGCUUAAAUUUACAAAGCAGUUUUUUGAGGAGCUUCGAAGUUGCCUUCCGAAUGAAGGUGAUGGCGCAAAGAGCGAGCGAAGCUCUCCUGAUAUCGUUGAAAUUAAAGACGUUGCAGAACGCCCCAAAAAAUCACCCAAACCCCCACAGCCGUUGAAAAAAAGUAAAGUAGUUAGACGACUAAUGUUCGAUGAAGACAAAACUUCACCAGUCUCUGGGACGAUCAUAAGAGAUCUUGCAGAAGAUGAAACGUUAGUGGUCAGAAAGGGGGAUAUUGACCCAGCGUUUAAUGUAGUUGAAGUAACGGAGGAAGCUAAAGCGCUAAUUGCUACAAUAGAGAAUCGAUUGGGAAGGUACAUCUGUAGGCUAUGCCGCCGGUUGUACAGCGACGCGUUUGCCCUCGCACAACAUCGAUGUUCAAGAAUAGUGCACAUUGAGUAUCGCUGUCCAGAAUGUGAUAAGGUCUUCAAUUGCCCCGCAAACCUAGCAUCACAUCGGCGAUGGCAUAAGCCCCGCGUGCCUGGAGCCACCAAGCGAAGGGAAGUUCCAACUGAAGCUGGACGCUUUGCUUGCCAAAAAUGCGGCAAAUUAUUUAGACGGCAGGCGUACUUAAAAAAACAUCUUUUAGCUCACGAACAACCGGAUACGGAACCGGAAAAAGAACCAUCAGCUUUUCGUCAGGUCCAUGUAGAAUAUCCUACUUAUCAAACGGAACGGAUACAGGAAGGUUUACGAGACAGCAAUUUCAAUACCUUUUGGAACAAACCAACAUUAGUUGAACCAAAUUGGGAAGAAUCUAGGACUCGAUGUCCUUCCAACUGUUCUUCAGAAGACUCCCGUAGCUUAGACGUAACGGGAUCAGAAGAUGAGGGCGGGGGAGCCGAUGGAAGCGAUGGG
This is a messenger RNA of Brenthis ino (lesser marbled fritillary), 1578 nucleotides long. Lineage: Eukaryota; Metazoa; Arthropoda; Insecta; Lepidoptera; Nymphalidae. The record is from the annotation of a GenBank genome assembly.